AUGGAAAAUAAUAAACCCUUAGAUAAAUUCGCCUCCCAAAUGCUGGAUAGUGCCAUUCAAGGAAUUAAUCAAGCGGCGGCCGCCAAACAAAAAGAAAUUAAUUAUUGGAAAGACAAAGUCCAAGCUCGACUAACUAACCAACAACUUUUAAGAAUUUUAGGAGAAAGGAUUGCCCGCGAAGAGAUUAACUUCUUAAAUCCUUAUUUAUUUGUCGAGAAGAAAGGUCAAAAAACUGUUUUGAUAUCUUUAAAAGAUGGUCAGACCAAAUUUGCUUUAAAAUCUUUGGCAAAAAGACUUGAAUUCGCUACCGGCAAGGCUACACCCGAGCUCGUUAUGCGGUUAAUUACUUUUAUCCUACUUGCGGAAUAA
This is a messenger RNA of Funneliformis geosporum, 369 nucleotides long. The record is from the annotation of a GenBank genome assembly. NCBI's taxonomy places the organism in Eukaryota, Fungi, Glomeromycota, Glomeromycetes, Glomerales, Glomeraceae.